CUUCUUUUCUUUGGAGAGCUAACGAUUAGUAAUGUCUGCCAUGCGUUCUCUUUAUUCGCUAUCCAAGGCCACUCGUCCUCUUGCUUCUCGCUUAUCACCAGCUCUUUUUCUGGGUGCAACUCGUUCUUAUGGCUCACAAGCAAACAGCUUAAAAGAACGUCUUCAUGAAUUGAUUCCAGAGAAACAAAAGGAAGUCAAGGCUUUCAAGAAAGAGUACGGCAACAAGGUACUGGGUGAAGUCACUGUAGAUCAGGCUUAUGGCGGUAUGCGCGGCAUCAAGGGCCUGAUCUGGGAAGGUUCUGUGCUGGACUCUGAGGAGGGUAUCCGUUUCCGUGGCCUGACUAUCCCCGAAUGCCAACAAGUCUUACCGGCCGCACAGGACGAUGGCGGCUCUGAACCUCUUCCAGAAUCCCUGUUCUGGCUGCUGGUCACCGGAGAAGUUCCGACACACGAGCAGGUUAAGGGUCUGUCGGCCGAAUGGGCUGCUCGUUCUGACAUUCCUCAGUUCGUCGAAGAUAUCCUCGACAGCUGCCCAAAAACCCUCCACCCGAUGUCCCAGUUCUCACUGGCCGUCAAUGCUCUGCAGCACGACUCUCACUUUGCCAAGGCCUAUUCGCAAGGAAUCCACAAGUCCAAAUACUGGGAACCUACUUACGAGGACACCAUGGAUCUCAUCGCAAAAUUACCCAACAUCGCAGCUCGCAUCUACCGCAACGUCUAUAUCGGUGGCAAGUUGCCUGCAAUCGAACCAAACAAGGACUAUUCAUACAACUUUUCGAAGCUCUUGGGAUUUGAGACCAAUAGUGAUUUUGUUGAAUUGAUGCGCCUUUAUCUAACCAUCCAUUCAGAUCACGAGGGUGGAAAUGUCUCGGCCCACACUACUCACCUGGUUGGUUCUGCUCUGUCUGAUCCCUACCUGUCAUUUGCAGCUGGUUUGAAUGGUCUGGCUGGUCCUCUUCAUGGUUUGGCUAACCAGGAAGUUCUUCGCUGGACACUAAAGCUCAAGGACACUAUUGGCGUGGAUGCGACUGAAGAAGACAUCAAAAAGUAUCUCUGGGAGACUCUGAACGGAGGACAGGUGGUGCCUGGUUAUGGCCAUGCUGUACUUCGCAAGACUGAUCCUCGUUAUACUGCCCAGCGUGAAUUUGCUCUCAAGCAUUUACCUCACGAUCCUCUAUUUGGCCUUGUCUCCAAGCUAUACAGCAUUAUUCCUGCUGUAUUGACUGAACAUGGCAAGACCAAGAACCCUUGGCCUAAUGUUGAUGCCCACUCUGGAGUUUUGCUCCAAUACUAUGGUCUAAAGGAACAGGACUAUUACACAGUCUUGUUUGGUGUUUCUCGUGCCUUGGGAGUCACUGCGCAGUUAAUCUGGGAUCGUGCACUUGGUAUGCCUCUUGAACGACCAAAGUCCUUUAGCACUGCUUACCUCAAGAAUAUGUUUGGUGCAAAAUAAUAUUUUUAUACUUGUGAUUACUAUUGUUUUGCUUGGAUGAUAUGUGAAUAUAAAAUAAUAUAAUAUAAUAUAAUAUUUUAUUUGAUUUUAUCAUCCUUUUUUUUUCGCAA
This is a messenger RNA of Phycomyces blakesleeanus NRRL 1555(-), 1563 nucleotides long. RefSeq names its product citrate synthase (gene PbCsb). The transcript has 5 exons. Gene Ontology annotation, biological process: carbohydrate metabolic process; citrate metabolic process; tricarboxylic acid cycle. NCBI's taxonomy places the organism in Eukaryota, Fungi, Mucoromycota, Mucoromycetes, Mucorales, Phycomycetaceae. Bases 32 to 1453 code for a protein of 473 amino acids. The record is from RefSeq and is a predicted model, not a curated record. Gene Ontology annotation, cellular component: mitochondrial matrix.